This is a messenger RNA of Colletotrichum karsti, 3720 nucleotides long. Its product is annotated as ATPase. The record is from RefSeq and is a predicted model, not a curated record. The transcript is spliced from 2 exons. Gene Ontology annotation, cellular component: nucleus. Lineage: Eukaryota; Fungi; Ascomycota; Sordariomycetes; Glomerellales; Glomerellaceae. Bases 1 to 3720 code for a protein of 1239 amino acids. Gene Ontology annotation, molecular function: ATP binding; ATP hydrolysis activity; DNA binding.
AUGGGAACUCUCUUGGUAGCCAACAUGGCCCCCGAAGGGCUGGACGGCUCCAACAAGAAACUCCAUCCAUUCUUCGUUCCCGGAAAGACCACCGAAACCCCUGCUGCUGAGUCGAAUACCACCGAAGAGGCCGCGACUUUGAACGAGAAGACCCCGAACAAGAGGCCUGGACGACCUCGGAAACAAACGCAAACCCCUCAAACAGCUUCGAGCGAUGUGGAACUGCGGUCCUCGGACGUGGAAGAUGACGGACGCGACCGGAAAAGGCAGAAGACGGCUGGCAGCGCGCCUAGCUCUGGAAAGAAGAGAGGUCGGCCAAGGAAGAAGCCCAAUGGCACUACAACCGACAUAGCAAAUCACUUUUCUCAGAAGGACGGCACUUCAUUGACCAAACUAGCCAACGAAGUACCGCGAACACCCCCUCCAGAACCAGAGCCAACUACGGAACAACACACCUCUUGCGCGCCACCUCCAACCUCUACCAUACCGACAUCAGGAGCCGCGUCGGAACCCAAUUCGGCAUCAGCCCCAAGUGCUGCAGCAGAACCGCAGCCGAAGCCGACGAAGGUUCUCAAGUUCAACCCGAAAACGGGCACAAUCGGAUCGCCUCCAAAGCCCAAGCCAGUUCCUGCAGAGGCUUCCAAAGGGACCAAGUCUUCAAAGUCGCCUGCCAAGCCAUCUCGCGUCGUAACUAUUAAGUACGGCCACGAUACAGACUCCCGCGCGCGCAUCGGUCCGCAGAUCCAGCAGAUCCUUGCCAGCCCCUCUGCGAAGAAAUCUAGCCCAAGGUCGAAGACCACCCCCAAGAAAUCGCGUCCCACUGCAUCCAAGCCGGAAGACAAGUCAAAGUCGAAGGGAACACAUCCCUUGUUCCUUGGAAAAUCAAAAACUGCUGCAAAGCCAAACGCGCCAGUCGCGCCAGCCCCGAAACCUCCCAGGCAGACCGUCUUCACUUCCACACCAUGCUCGCCGAAGAAGCAGCGGUCAAUUCCUAUGUCUGGAAAGGUUCCGCAGUUCGGUAUGCGAUCCAUGGGGCUCAAAGUGCCAGGCUCCUGUCAUCCCGCAUGGCCAGCUCAGGGAAUGGCCCAUGUUAGGGGUCUGACGACUGAGGAAGAACGACUUUGUAACGCUGUCCGUCACCUCGAGGUAUCAUCUCGCAAGUCGAAAGGCCAAACAACAAACAUCAUGCCUAGCGAAUCCGUCAUUAGCCAGCUCGCCAGUUCCUUGGAUACUAUGAGCAUAUCGAAGUCUAUUCUAGAGGCCACUGACGACGACUACCAACCGCCACCGCCCGAGCUUCGACUUCCUGGGAAGCAUUUCGAGAGUGGUCGCAAAUUAAGAUCGAGGAUCAAGCCUGAGCUUCGGACUUGUCUGCCAUUGGGAAAGAACACCGAGGACAGCGACGACGAAGUCCUCACCACAACCAGACGCAAACCCCAUCCGGCAAUUGCGCGGCUCUACAAUUCACUCGAAACUAAUCUCUCGGCAUAUGACAAGUCUCAGUGUGAAGAGCUGACCUGGGCGCAAAAGUACGCGCCAGUUCUCGCCGAAGAGGUUCUGCAAAGCGGCAAGGAGGGCAUCUUACUGAAGGAGUGGCUUCAAACACUCAGGAUUCAUUCCGUCCAUACUGGUGUCGCUAAUGCCGAUCAGAAGUCAUCCGGCCCCAAGUCUGGCCCUGCCCCCAAGAACAAGCGGAAGCGCAACAAAGUGGAUGACUUCAUUGUGUCGGAUGGCGACGAGGCAGAGUUCCUGCCUAGUGUAUCUGACGAGGAUGAAGACGACUGGUUCCCCAUGACCAGCCACGGCGCUCCUAAGAAGACCGUUGUUCGCAAAGACCUUGGUAAAGACAUGAGUCGACUUACCAACGCUGUCGUUCUCAGCGGACCCCAUGGCUCUGGAAAGACUGCCGCCGUCUAUGCUGUUGCGAAGGAGCUCGGCUUUGAGAUUUUUGAGAUCAACGCCAGCAGUCGCCGCACUGGUAAGGACGUCAUGGAAAAGGUGGGAGAUAUGACCCAGAACCAUCUAGUCCAACAGAAUCGCCAAGGAAAGGACGAUGACCCCAAGGAGGAUGACGAAACAACCAAGGACAUCAAGUCUGGCAAACAGGGCACCAUGAUGUCCUUUUUCAAACCUAAGACGGCAAGCAAGCCGGCAUUGAAGCCUGAGCAGAAGUCGCAGCCGAAGGCUGAAGAGCCAACCGAAGCUCCAAGGCCUGCCAAGGCAACAGGUCAAGGUCAGAAGCAGUCACUGAUCCUACUCGAGGAAGUCGACGUUCUCUAUGAAGAGGAUAAGCAGUUCUGGGCCACCAUCAUGAGUCUGAUUGCCCAGUCCAAGCGACCGUUUGUCAUGACUUGCAACGAUGAGACUUUGGUUCCCUUCCAUAACUUCAUUCUUUAUGGUAUCUUUCGCUUCACACCUCCACCCAAGGACUUAGCUGUGGACACGCUCCUUCUUAUUGCUGCCAACGAAGGCCAUGCUCUUCAACGCGCAGCAGUCAGUGCCCUGUACGAGUCAAAGGGCCACGACCUUCGAGCCUCUUUGAUGGAGCUCAACUACUGGUGCCAGCUUGGAGUAGGCGACCGUCGCGGCGGCUUUGACUGGUUCUACCCAAGAUGGCCCAAAGGAUGCGACAAAGAUGAGAAUGGCGAUGUCGUGCGCGUUGUCAGUGAAAGCACCUACUUAGAAGGUAUGGGCUGGGUCGGCCGUGAUCCUACGGUCACCUCAAGCCCACGCGCAGCAGAAGAGGAAUUGAUGACCCAGUGUUGGCGAGGCCUGGGAUUGGACUUGGGCAACUGGCACGACUCCCUUGACAUGGUAUCAUGGGCAAACAGCUUGCAAACGUCCUCUGCUGAAGACAGAGUCGCCGCAUUGGAUGCCUUCUCUGAGUUCUCUGAAGCCAUGAGCACAGCCGAUCUCUGUUCCAGUGGCGACUACGGACUCCAGUUCCAGGAACCUCUCGAUCCAACUCAGCCGGACAUUACUAACAAAAUGCGCGACGAUUUUGUCAUCGGACGGCGUCUACUCGAAGCGCCUCCGCUGACGACUUUUGUGUGCACUGCCACCGCCAUUGCAACCAGCCUCAAAUCCGCCGCCCGUCAGAUCCUACAAUCUGCUCCAAAGAGGACUGAGCCUGCGGUCAGCAUGGACUGCGUUCAAGAACGGAAGGCGAUCCAGCAGAUGCGCCGGUCCUUCGCUGAACCGAUUGGGGACAAAGCCAUCUCACGAUACGACAUGAGUCUCGCAUUUGACCCAAUUGCGAUUUCUGAGAAAGCAGCAGCUAGCAUGUCAACCAGUCUUGAGCCGUCAGUAUUCGACAGAACUAUGCGGAUGAUUACGCUUGAGGUGGCACCCUACGUCCGCAGCAUCGUCGAUUACGAUCAUCGCCUGAUGCAGGACCGUCAGCAGAGGAGCUCUUUACUCAGCGAAGGGGGCAGACCUGGUAAGCGCAUGCGCAGCACUCGAAGCGCGCUCUCGGCUCAAGAGGGCGUGACGCGCGCCAGCGCUCGCCGAGAGAGCUACUUCUCUGCCGAGCUCAAUACUCCGCUUGUGAUGCGGACCGGAGGAGAGGAUUGGCAAGCGGCCGUUGAUGCAGAGAUGCGUUUAAUGCCGCAGGCGCCCAGUGUGGCCUCAAGUGACCAUGGCGGCGAAGUCGCAGCUCCAAGCUCGAGCUCCGAGGUUCCAGUGCAGACCGGCGAGGCGCCGAUUCCGGGUGCCCAGUAG